Molecule: messenger RNA, 6196 nt
Organism: Poeciliopsis prolifica (blackstripe livebearer)
Lineage: Eukaryota; Metazoa; Chordata; Actinopteri; Cyprinodontiformes; Poeciliidae
Product: sodium channel protein type 3 subunit alpha-like
Exons: 31
Coding region: 153-5219 (1688 amino acids)
Biological process (GO): membrane depolarization during action potential; sodium ion transmembrane transport; neuronal action potential
Cellular component (GO): plasma membrane; axon; voltage-gated sodium channel complex
Molecular function (GO): voltage-gated sodium channel activity; protein binding
Source: RefSeq, a predicted model, not a curated record
UCCUCCCACACACCAGAAAAACAGGAGAGCUGUCUGAAAACCGCAGAGACCCCAGAAGGCUCGUAGAGAAGAACAGCUGCAGGAAACCGAGAAGCUGGGACAGACGAGCCGGGACAGUGAGACGGAGACCGAUCAGGAUCGAGUUGUGGAAAAUGUCCUGGUUUGAGUUUUGGAGCAGCAGGCUGCAACGAGCUGAGCCUCUGAUGAAAACACAGCUGACCCCCUCCCAGAGAAACCAGCUCCAUGGCAGCCGCGAAGUUCGCAUGGAGCUACGAAACCAGAGGAUGACGUCUCUGCUGCCCCCUGUUGGCGUGGAGGUCUUUAGGCCCUUUACGCCAGCGUCGUUGGAAGAGAGCCAACGAGAAGCUGAGAAGAACAAAAAGAAACCAGAGGAAGACCAGAGAGAACCAGCCAGUCACCUGCAGGCGGGGAAACCUCUCCCUUUUAUUUAUGGGGCCCCGGCCCCGGAGCUUCUCAGCACACCCCUGGAAGAUCUGGAUCCUUUCUACCAAUCACAGAAGACCUUCAUCGUCAUCUGUAAAAAGACGCUGAUCCACAGGUUUGAUGCUGAUCCAGCCUGUUUCCUGCUCAGCCCAUUCAGCUGUUUCAGAUCCUCCGCCAUCAAGAUCCUCCUUCACCCUAUAUUCAGCGUAUUCUUCAUCCUGACGAUUCCGACCAACUGUAUUUUAAUGACAGUGCCUCACAUGUUGUGGACCAGAGACGCGGAGUAUGUGUUCAUGAUUAUCUACAUUGGUGAGGUCAUCCUGAAGCUUUUGUCGCGAGUAGUCUGCUUGGGACGGUUCACCUUCCUCAGAGAUCCCUGGAACUGGCUGGAUUUCCUCAACAUCACUGCGUCUGUCAUUGCGUCGGGAGUACAUUUGAUGACUCAGCAGACGUCCCUGUGUGCUCCAACCGCAGGUCCGAAGAAGAUGGCCGAGAGGCUCGUGCAGUCGUUGAAGUGGCUGGCCGUCGCCAUGGUCCUGAUGCUGUUCGUCCUGAGUGUCCUGGCUCUGGUUGGCAUGCAGUUUUUCAUGGGUGUCCUCAAGCAUAAAUGUGUCGUUUCUUCUCCAUCGGGAAGUUUGGAGACACCAACCACUGAGCAGCCUGAGUUGUUGGUCACUGACAACAAGACACUUUAUUUCAAUGACAACAUUACUUAUGAGGAUUAUACCAACAAAGUAGAAAAUUUUUAUGUCAUGCCUGGUCAGUCUGACCCUGGUCAGUCUGGCCCUAUGCUAUGCGGGAACUCCUCCGAUUCGAGGCGCUGUCCAAGAGGUUUCGCCUGCAUAAAGACAGGGAGGAACCCGGAGCGUGGAUUUGCCAGCUUUGACACGUUCAGUUGGUCUCUGCUGGCUGUGGUCAGGAUCGCCAUGCAGGACCUUUGGGACGUCCUGCUGCAGCUGACACUGCAAGCAGCUGGUAAAGCCUAUAUGAGUGCGUUUGUGCUCGUCUUCUUCCCUGGAUGUUUCCUGGCGGUCAGCCUCUUUGUGGCAGCGGUUGCCAUGGCGCUGGUGAAACAGGAAAUGGCUGAGGCCAAAAAGACAGAGGAAGAGUUCAGCUGCAUUGUGAAGGUGCUGAAAAAGAGCGAGGACAGUGAGGCCACUGCUGAGACGGAGCUCCUGGAGGAACAUGACUCACCACAGAAGAAGAAACCUGCAGCAAAGACUCUCGAUCAGGAGAACGUCACCGUGGGGGAUGCUGAGGACGAGGUCCGGCCUUCCUGCUGCUCCCGCGCUGACAGGGUCCUGCAGGGCGAAUGCAGCAUCUGCUCUCAGCGGCUCAAACUGAAGCUCCGCCCCUUUGUCCUGAGUCCGUUCUUUGACCUGGGAAUUAUUGUUUGCAUCAUCAUCAACACUAUCUUCAUGGCCAUGGAACAUCAUGAAAUGAGGGAGGGAUUUGAAGAGACGCUGACCAAUUUGCGUGUAGUCUUCACUGCGAUCUUCACAGCAGAACUUCUCCUCAAAGUUCUGGCUCUGGGCGUCGAAGGCUACUUCAAGGUGAGCUGGCACAUCUUUGACUUCCUCCUCGUCAUCCUCACUGUGUUGGAUCUCUGCCUGGCUGACCUCGAGGGUCUGACUGUGUUGCGCUCAGUGACAUUGUUGCGACCGCUGAGAUUGGGUCGUUGGUGGCCCGCCUUGGGCACGCUGAUGAAGAUUGCCUGGUUUUCCGUGGGAAACCUCAGUGUGGUUCUGGUCUCCGUGGUCUUCAUGUUUGCCGUGGUCGGCACGCAGCUCUUUCAGCAGAACUACCAAGAUCACAAAGAGAAUGUCUGCAUGUUCUCCUCCCGCUGCAACCUUGCACUCUGGCACAUGACGGACUUUUCGCACUCCUUCCUGCUCGUCUUCAGAGUCCUCAGAGGCGAGUGGAGUGAGUGCAUGUGGGACUGCAUGAAGAUCUCCAACAAGGGCCUCUGUGUCAUCUACUACACAGCUGUUGUGCUUAUCGGAAACAUCCUGGUGGUGAAUUUGUUUCUCUAUCUGUUCUUGAGCCCAUCCUGUGCUAAUAAACCAGCCGCUGCAGCAGGACAAGUACCUCAUGAACGUCAUGCUGGAUCCUGGAUCCUGGACUCUUUCGGGGCUUUAACAGGAAAAAGGACCGACGCUAACACCGACCAGAAAGUUGAGUCAAAAAACAAAGACAGACAGGACUAUCUGGCUUUAACUCCCGUUAGCUUGGGCCAGCCGUCACUUAAACAUCACAGUAAUGACUCAGUCAAAGACUCGAGCGCGGUGGAGCUCAGCAGGAGGUCUCCUGGGAACAACUUUGAAAUCCAAGUUGACACAAACAAUGGAGAGAAGACGCAGAACGAUGGUGAUGUGCAGAAGCUUCAGGACAACAAAAAUCAGACAGAAAACUCCCCUGGAGAUUGCUGCUGUGCAAUUUGUUACAGUCGCUGUCCGAUCCAGGAUAUAGACACGUCCAAAGGAGCAGGGAGGGCGUGGUAUAAGUUCAGGAAGGCAUGUCUCCUCGUCAUACAACACAGAUUAUUUGAAAUCUUCAUCAUCUUCAUCAUCCUGCUGAGCAGCGCUGCUUUGGCGUUAGAAGAAACGAUGCUGUUCCACCAUCCAGUCCUGCAGAUGGUUCUGGACAGAGCAGACCAGCUGUUCACCUUCCUGUUCCUGAUGGAAAUGCUUCUCAAGUGGACCGCUUUUGGAUUCAAGAAAUACUUCAGCAGCUUUUGGUGCUGGCUCGACUUUCUCAUCUUAGCCGUGUCUCUGUUCAGCUCGGUUUGUGUCAUGCUGGGAUACUCCGCUGCAUACCUGAGCACCCUGAGGGCGCUGAGGACCUUGAGGGUCCCGUCUCGCUUCAAAGGCAUGAGGGCGGUGCUUCGGGUCACGGCGGCCACCGCGCCCUCCAUGUGCAGCUCUCUGCUGGUCAUUCUGUUGGUCUGGCUGAUCUUCAGCAUCCUGGGCGUGAACCUGUUUGCAGGGAAGUUCGCUCACUGCUCCAACCACACGGACGGCGUGAUCUUCGACGCGACUAACAGGACGCAGUGCUAUGAGCUCGAUGACGGCAGCUCCACAGACGUCCACUGGAAGCCCGCUGAGUUUAACUUUGACCGUGUGGGGAUGGGUUUGCUUUCGCUGCUGAUCAUGGCCACAUCAGCAGACUGGAAAGAAAUCAUCUACGCCGCUGUGGACUCCACAAAGGUGCACAUGCAGCCUGUCUAUGAGUCCAGACCGGUCAUGUACCUGUACUUUGUCCUUUUCAUCAUCUUUGGCUGCUUCUUCAGCGCCAACCUCUUCAUCAGGUUCUUUGUCGACGCUCUUCAUCAGCUGAGCGACAAGGCUGGAGGUAAACAUGUUUUCAUGGCGGAGGAGCAGCUGAAGUUUCACGGCACCGUCAGGAAGAUGUUCCCCAAGUCACCUGAGAAAGCUGCUCCGCGCCCAACGAACUGGUUUCAGGCUCGGCUCUUCGACCUGGUGACCGCUCCGCCAUUUGAGAUUCUGGUGGUGGCGCUGAUCUGCGUGAACGUGGUGGUGCUGAUGAUGGAGUCAGACGAUCUGUCUGACCAAGGAGUAGACGUCUUGGUAUGGUUUUUGUUCGUCUUCAUAAUUCUCUACUGCAUCGAGUUCUUCCUGAAGAUCACCGCUCUCAGACGGCACUACUUCAGCUUCGGCCUGAACAUCCUGGACUUUGUAGUCCUCGUCUUUUUGAUCUUAGGCUUGUUCAUCAGUGAUUUGUUGGAUAAGUAUUUCGUCAACCCGGCUACCUUCUUUGUUCUCCGGUUGGCUCGCAUCAGCAGAGUCCUCCCAUUCUUCCGAUUGGGUAGAAGGAUACAGAUGCUGCUCACUGGCUUCAUGAUGUCUCUUCCUGCCCUCAUGAACAUCGGGCUCCUCUUCCUCCUUGUGGUGUACACCUAUUCCUUCGUCGGGACGCGUAUUUUUUACACGAUGAACUUUGGGACGAUCGGGGACAGCAUAAUCAGUAUGAUUCUCUUCAGCCCGUCCUCUACCUGGUCCCUUCUGGUGCGGAAUAGCACGAAAUAUUCUCCACCCACAGUUGUCCCACUUUGGUACUGGGCCGACCUGUCGGCAGGCGUCGUCUUCCUCUGCUCCUACGUCCUGCUGCACCUCCUGCUGGUGGUCCACCUCUUUAUCGCUGUCGUCCUGGGGAGUCUCAACAGCAGGGCAGCUGGAGACGCCUCUCUGCUGCAGAUGUUUUACAACACCUGGAGGAAGUUUGAUCCUGAAGCCUCACAGGUCAUACCGUACAGUGAGCUGUCAGAUUUUUGCGAUGCGCUCCAGGAUCCGCUGAGGAUUCCUAAGCCAAACAACAUCCGGCUGAUCAACAUGGAUCUGCCUCUGCUUCCGGGAGACCAGAUCUGGUGCCUGGAUGUCCUGAAAGCACUCAUGACUCAGACAUUUGGUGAAGAGAGAGAAAUGGACUCUCUUAAAGUCCAGCUGGAGAAGAAAUUCACUGGGAACAAUAGAACACAGGUGUCUCACGAGCCAAUCAGCAGCACCCUGCUGAGGAAGCAGGAAGAGGUGGCAGCAGCGGUUAUCCAGAGAGCGUUCCGGAAGCACAGGCGCAGAAUGGACCUCCAGACCCGCCUGAGGACGAAACCACAGGCGCGUCGGUGUCUUCCCAGUGAGCACUUGGCGACUUCUCCUGUCCGAGAAAUGUUUGGAGAGAAACUUUCCAGCUGGGAUGAUCGUCCUCCGUUGUGCUGCCUCCCCGAUCCAGUUUCUGCUGAUGCUGUUGUCGGGAAUGUGUGACAUUUUCCACCGCUCCCCCUGGGUUUACUUUGAUUGGCUCACGUCGUGCGUCCCUCGCAACAGGAAGUGAAAAUACUUCUCGUGUAAUCUUAUAUGUUUUUCUAACACGUUCUGGGCCCAAAAGUGGCCCUUUGUCAGUGACUAACACAUUAACUCGCAUCUGAUGAUCAGCUGAUCUGAACACAAACCAGCUUCCAGCAGAACCUCUGGAGGAAGAGUUACUGAUCUUGCAAAAGCAAGAGCUGGAGUUAAACACAUUAAGCUUCAUUUUCACCUAAUCAUGACAAAAAAUCCAUAUUCACUAAAUUACUUGGAUUUUUUUACUACAUUAUGCUUCUGUUUAGUUUAUGAAAACAGAAAGUAAUAAACAUCAGUAUCAAGCCAUUGUGUUAUUUUCUUUUAUAAUGACCUUUAUCCUUCUGUAGUCAUUGCAUCAUGUCUACUGUUGAUUUCAAGCCUGUUAAAUUUAUCGAUUUAUUAACGUUGCAGCAUUCCCUCCUGAGCAAGUAUGUGGGGACAGUAGAGAGGAAAAGCCACUUUUCCACAAGAGAAAACUAAGCUGAGUAGAUUAACCGUCAGACAGACUUCCGCAUGUGCCUGCUAAAGACCAGCUAGCUCACAUGGCACAAUUUAACAUUUUUUGCCCCGAUUUUUCCCUUUAUAACAAUCUAAGAAAGCUCCGACUCAGCAUAAUUGCUGAGUCUCUAGCAGCUGAGUUUGUAAAGCAGCCUAAAGCUGGUUAAUGUUGGUAAGUUUGUGUAGCUUUUAAGAACAGGUCCAUUUGAAUAUUCUAAUUUAGUUACUAUAUGAAAGGAACCUUUGCUUUAAGAGUUUACUUGUUAUUAGUCUUGCAUUUUAGGACCACACAUAAACACUCAGAUAGCUACCAAACCGCCAAAAGAGAUUUCAAGUCUGUCUGAAUGCAGCUCUGAUUGUAAUCUUUAAAUCUUUUCAAUAAAGAAGACAAAAAAAACUGA